AUGGCGACUCUAUGCUGCAUUGUUGAUGGCAUGGUCCUCCUAGAACAAGACGACUAUGCGGUUGAGGCGAUAGCGGUGCUACUGAAUUUAGUGAGCCUUGGCAGCAAUGGAGAUAUGGGUGCGCCGGUGAAGGUUCUGUUCACGACUACGAAUACUACGAUGGAUAUUCGUGGGGCAGUUGAUGAGGAGGGAUUAGUCUUGAAUGUCGGCACAUUGACGCGGCCUUGGUCCACUUCUAGCGAGGCUGGAAUAAUCCGAGAGCUUGAUGCAAGUGUCUUGGGUUAA
Penicillium chermesinum is the source of this 285-nucleotide messenger RNA. RefSeq lists its product as uncharacterized. Bases 1 to 285 code for a protein of 94 amino acids. Lineage: Eukaryota; Fungi; Ascomycota; Eurotiomycetes; Eurotiales; Aspergillaceae. The record is from RefSeq and is a predicted model, not a curated record. The transcript is spliced from 2 exons.